GAAGGCAAAACACAUAAGGCUUCAUCCGCAGCUCACAACUUCCAAAUUCCGGCCUCCAACACCAUUUCACGGCGGCGAUCCGUCACUCCCUCAGUCGGCACUGCGGUCUUCCUGCGGCUGCGACCUUCUUCGAUUCCAUCUAUUUCAAGACGCCAAAUGUCCUUCAAAUGCUUUGCCAUUUCCAAGUCAUGUACUGAUAUCAUAGUUAUUGAAAGCAAGGCUCCAGAAGCAUUAGGGCCAUAUUCUGAGGGUAUCAUAGCCAACAAUGUUGUAUAUGUGUCUGGCUCCCUAGGUUUAGUUCCUGAGACAGGGGAAUUGAUCUCAGAUGAUAUUGCAGACCAAACUGAGCAGGCCCUCAAAAAUGUUGGUGCAAUAUUGAGAGCUGGAGGGGCUGAUUAUGAUAGAGUGGUUAAGACAACUAUUAUGUUGGCUAAUAUAGCAGACUUUACAUUAGUGAAUCAAAUUUAUGCUAAAUAUUUUCCACAUUCCCCUGCGCCAUCUCGAUCAACAUUUCAAGCUGGAGCAUUACCCAAAAAUGCUAAGAUUAAAAUUGAUGCAAUAGCUGUGAUUUGAAGUAUAUUAUAUAAUUUUAAGGGCACAUGACCUAGUUUUUGAAGGCAUCGUUAUCAUAAAUAUUUAAUAAGUUGGAGAUAGCUUAUCAAGGGAAAAUGCACCAAAUUCUGUUUGGUUUGUGUAUUAUUUACCUUAGGCUUUAUCUUGUUACCAACAUUAUUAUUGUAAUAACUUUACUUUCACUAACAUAUGCUUUCUAAGCUGUGGAAGUGGAAAUAGAACUAAUAGAAGAUGUCUUGGUUUUGG
Molecule: messenger RNA, 819 nt
Organism: Benincasa hispida (wax gourd)
Lineage: Eukaryota; Viridiplantae; Streptophyta; Magnoliopsida; Cucurbitales; Cucurbitaceae
Source: RefSeq, a predicted model, not a curated record